AUGAAAGACACCACAUCGAACAAGCAGUCUCGCAAUUCUCUCAUCUACCCGAAGAAGCGCCCUUCCCCCCACGGCAUUUCGAAAGCUCACAAGUCACCUCUUCUUCCCUCUAACGGAAUCGCCAGACGGACACCUCGCUCUGCCAAGCUCGCCCUCGUUCAACAACGCCAACGCGAGUCCCAGAUUUCGGCUCUGCGUCGGGACGGCUUCUUUCUCGAGGAGGAGUACCAAGAUGAAGUCCACCGUUACAUGCUCGACAUGGAGCGGUUUACCAUGUCGUCAACCCAAUCAAUGGACCAACAACCGGAGAUCAAGUGGCACAUGCGGCCGUGUCUUGUUGACUUUUUGGUGGAGAUCCAUUUCACCUUCCGCCUCCGCCCAGAAACGCUCUACCUCACUCUGAACAUCGUGGACCGAUACGUCUCUCGCCGCGUUGUCUACAUCAAACAUUAUCAAUUGGUUGGAUGCGCUGCCCUUUGGAUCGCUGCCAAGUUUGAGGACGCCAAAGACCGGGUACCCACAGUCCAGGAUCUCGUCGCCAUCUGCCGCGAAACCUACGAGGAGUCCGCAUUUAUUCAAAUGGAAGGCCAUGUUCUCUCGACCAUCCAGUGGACUCUUGGGCAUCCGACAGCGGAGGCCUGGUUGAGGUUAAUGUGCUGUACCCCUUGUGUUGAAGACCCCAAGGUUCAACACGUUGCGCGGUUUUUGAUGGAGAUCACCCUCUUCUAUCGCGAAUUCCUCAAGUACAUGCCGUCCACCAUUUCCCUCGCCGCUCUCACACUGGCAAGAUACUUGUGUGACAAGCCUCGUCGUGUAUGGGAGGAGACCGAAGAAUGUUUGGAAGUCAUCGAGUACCUGGAUACCCGUCUCGCCCUCCAUGUCAACGAUUUGUCGGAAACGCUGGUUAAGAAGUACUCAUACGCGUUCUACUCCAAGGCUGCGACGUUCGUUGUUCAGUGGUACCUUCAAGGCAAUCGUUUUUCUCCUGCUCGAUCCACUGUUGUACCAUUACCCGUCACGCCCAAACGCUCAUCGGUUUCUGCCAUGAGUACGCCCGCAAGCACGACAACGACAGCCUCUGAUAUCUCGGAUGACAUGCCCAUGACACCGACUACCCCUUCGUUCAGCAGCGAUCCUUUCACGAGCUCGCAUUCGUCGGACGACAAGGAAAACCUGUCAUCGACAUUUGAGCCUGUUCUUAACAAGCUUCGUCUCGACAACCCUCCAGAGCAAUACCUUCCACACGACUUUGUCAUGUUCGGACGCCAAGCUCUCCACAAUCUCAACAUCUCGUCCCCCCGCACGGCGCUCGUGUCAUAA
Molecule: messenger RNA, 1320 nt
Organism: Cyclocybe aegerita
Lineage: Eukaryota; Fungi; Basidiomycota; Agaricomycetes; Agaricales; Hemipholiotaceae
Source: the annotation of a GenBank genome assembly